Sphaeramia orbicularis (orbiculate cardinalfish) is the source of this 1380-nucleotide messenger RNA. Its product is annotated as stathmin-like. Gene Ontology annotation, cellular component: neuron projection; cytoplasm. The transcript is spliced from 5 exons. Gene Ontology annotation, molecular function: tubulin binding. The record is from RefSeq and is a predicted model, not a curated record. Lineage: Eukaryota; Metazoa; Chordata; Actinopteri; Kurtiformes; Apogonidae. Gene Ontology annotation, biological process: microtubule depolymerization; regulation of microtubule polymerization or depolymerization; neuron projection development. Bases 130 to 588 code for a protein of 152 amino acids.
CCGCUUUGGUCCAUUUAUGUGCGCGCUCCUUCCACGCUCUCGCAGAGGACUCGCGGUAAAUUGUGUGUGAGAGGAGCACAGCAUCACAGCUUGUUGAAGGUACAUCUACCUUGCAGCACACUUGUGAAGAUGGCAUCCGCUGAAGACAUUCAGGUCAAGGAGCUCGACAAGCGGGCCUCUGGACAGGCCUUUGAGGUCCUUCUGGGUGCUCCUGCCCCAGACUCAAAGGGUGAGUUCCCUCUGUCUCCUCCCAAGAAGAAGGACGUCUCGCUGGAGGAAAUUCAGAGGAAGCUGGACGCUGCUGAGGAGAGACGUAAGAAUCAUGAAGCCGAGGUUCUGAAGCACUUAGCUGAGAAGCGCGAGCAUGAAAAGGAGGUGCAACAGAAAGCUAUGGAGGAGAACAACAACUUCAGUAAGAUGGCAGAGGAGAAGCUGAAUCAGAAGAUGGAGGCCAACAAAGAGAACCGCACAGCAAUUAUGGCAGCGAUGAAUGAGAAAUUCAAGGAGAAGGACAAGAAAUUCGAAGAGGUGCGAAAGAACAAGGAAACCAAAGAAGGCGCUUCGGAAGACGGCGCUUCACAAGACUGAAAGUUACAAACGGGGGAUUGUAUAGGGUUUUUUACGUAUCCAAAGAUUGAUUUAUUUUUUGUUCGGCCAGUAUUUUUGUUGUGUUCUCACUACCCACCUUUUUGAAAUAAGAAGUUCCACUUUGUGAAUUUUUUCAAUUCUCCUGCUAUAAGUGUACUUGCGCUGGUUUUACAUGUGGAUCGUUUCCCUCUUGUUGAGUCUAAUCCAUUUGAUAUGUAGCUUGUCAGUGCAGCUUCUGCCCUUUUUGACAAUUAGCAGUGUGUACUUACCCUUUUUGAGGAAGCAUGUUUCUAUGCAUAGGUCUUUUAUCCUUGCCUAUUUCAUAGUGCGUUUUGAAACUGUCCCUGUGAACCACACCUGUUCUUGGCACUUACUGUAUAUUUAAAAAAAAAAAUACAAAAAAGAUGAGUAGCACAACAUUUGACGAAGGCGUUGGCUGUUAAUAUCCAUGCAGGUGUCUAGUGCAGCUUUGCUACCUGCUUGCUUUUGCUCCUGCCAAUCAUGUUUUUUUUGUUUUUUUUUUUGUUCUUUUUUUUUUUUUUGUGCCGCUGCUGAUCCUUUUGGCUUUUUGUAAAAAUAUGGGGUUCUCUUCAAAGCACAUGACUCUUUGCUGUAUAACUGUGAAUUUAACAUGCCAGACAUGGAAAAUGGAUGCCACCUGGAAUAUCGCUGAACAAACGGGGGUCUACACAUGGAAUGCAAAAGAGCAAUACACUUUGGCAUCUCAAUAGAUACAGUGGCUAGUUGACUUGAACUGUUGUACUAAAACAAAUAAAAAAAGACGUAAACACA